Molecule: messenger RNA, 3320 nt
Organism: Pangasianodon hypophthalmus (striped catfish)
Lineage: Eukaryota; Metazoa; Chordata; Actinopteri; Siluriformes; Pangasiidae
Gene: use1
Product: unconventional SNARE in the ER 1 homolog (S. cerevisiae)
Exons: 8
Coding region: 52-828 (258 amino acids)
Biological process (GO): retrograde vesicle-mediated transport, Golgi to endoplasmic reticulum
Cellular component (GO): endoplasmic reticulum; SNARE complex
Molecular function (GO): SNAP receptor activity
Source: RefSeq, a predicted model, not a curated record
CGCUUCAAUAUUACGUCAUAUUCCUGCGACCUCCGGUUGUCUGUUUCCAAUAUGGCCGCGUCCAGGUUAGAAAUCAAUUUUAUCAGGUUGUUAUCGCGUUGUGAAGCUAUUGCUUCCGAAAAAAGAGGAGAGACGGAAUGGAGGCUGGAGAAGUACGUGGGUGCCUUGGAGGACAUGCUGGUGGCAUUGAGAAAGAGUCCAGGCAAACCCACUGCUGAGAUCCUGACAGACUACACACGUAAAGUCGACUUCCUCAAAGGUCUUAUAGAGGCUGAGAAGCUGCCGUCACCUUCGGAGAAAGCUUUAGCCAAUCAGCUCCUGGCGCCGGGUCGCACACCCACCAUCUCCAGCGAGAGGAUGUCGGCCACCAAGACAGUGCACAUGCAGAGUAAAGCACGGUGCACAGGGGAGAUGCGCUCCGAGCUCUUCAGCUCUGCUGCCUCAAGUGCAGGUGCUGAGACAGAGCUGAGACAUAGGAGCCGCAGUGUCCCAGUGGACGAGUGUGAGAGCGCGGCCGAGCUGGACGCUGUACUGCAGCACCACCACAGUCUGCAGGAGAAGCUGGCUGAGGACAUGCUGAACCUCGCACGCAACCUGAAGAACAACACACUCGCUGCACAGAACAUCAUCAAACAGGACAACCAGACUCUGAGUCAGUCCAUGCGGCAGGCAGAUCUGAACUUCGAGAAGCUGAAGACUGAAUCGGAGCGACUGGAGCAACAUGCAAAGAAAUCCGUCAACUGGUUCCUCUGGCUGAUGCUCAUAUUAGUCUCAUUCACCUUCAUCAGUAUGAUCCUGUUCAUCCGCCUCUUUCCCAGACUCAGGUGAUGUGACCUGACUCAAAUGGCGGCUUUAACACACACACACACACACACACACACACACACACACACACACACACACACGGACCUGUGUUUUGAUUAUGCAAACCCCACUGAAGGCCUGGACGUGACUCGAAAAGAUCCUGUGCAGCUUGUACCAGUGAACAUGGCCACUGUUCCUGCAUUAACACUAAUCCCAGUUCUUUAUAUUUAUCUGCUUCAUUAACUCCUGUAUAAUAUUAAAACAUCCUCAUAAUCAUCCUGUUAUCUGCAGUCUUCCAGUGUCACACUUCGUCUGCAGUCUAGAACCUGCUGAGUGCUCCACAUGAACCCUGACGUUCUCUCGAAUAAAGAUUUUAGUGUUUUUUUUGCUGAUUGUAGAAUUCUGGGCAUGUCUUUGUUGGGACAGAUGGACAUGGACAUGUCUUUCAGCAAUCAGCAGACAGACCUCACUGACUCCACGUACUGUUAGCGCUGUGGUACGCCACCUAUACCAAGUUUUGGUUCUAUUUCCCUAAAUAUAAAUAAGCUAGUCAGUUUAUAUAAACCACUGCAACUCCGGCCAUGGUAAAGCACUUCCUCAAGAUACAUGAAUGUGGUAAAAAAUGUGUCAAAUAUUAUCACACAAGCAUCCAGGAGGCUCUCAUGUAAGUGAAAGUGACUUUCUUUGCUUCGUAUCUGAUUGUAUAUUCACCCUACGUUCACAGUAGCAAGCAGCAAGGCACAUGCAAUCGUUCAUUUUGUAUGUAUGUACGCAACACAGAGUCGAGAUUUCAACAACAAGCAACAUCUGAAUCGAUUCACUCAAUUCUAUUCAAAUUAGCACCGAUGCUGUGAAGUGACAAAUCAAAACAAUUACCUUGAAGGAUUCCUCAGACCAGUUCUACGACAUGUGUGCGCUGACGUUUCUUCAGUUCCCUGAUCGCAAUUUUAGUUCCUACCUGUAGUGUGUUCUCACAAAAAAUAUAAGAAAAACUUAUAACCACAGUUUCAUCUAAUCCUGUCAUAUACGACGUCUCGUUAAAUGCGUAUAGAGACAUUACAAAGAAAAAUAAAGCUUGGAAGGAAGUGGCAGAGAUCGCUGGAGCGUCUGGUGAGCGUAUAGAGCUAGUGCAGUUUUGCUAAUCUGUUUUACUCUCUUGUAGUUUUGCUUGCUUUGCCAAUCUAAUCUGAGGAUUAAUCUAGUACAAAGCCGAGCACAUAACAUGUAAAUCAAAAACAACUGAUUAGUGUGUUAUUUAAUUUGUGUUAAACUAGUUAGCUUUAGAAGGUAUAUGUAGCUACUACCAUUCCUCAUCUCAUCUCGGGACAGGCCUCAGCUACAAAGAACAAAAAGCAAAACCACCAAAUUGUUGCGUGCUAGUGUGAACAGCCGCCUAUAUUCUAACAUAUCAGUUAAAAAAAAAAAGAGCAUGCUAUGGCUGACGUUUAAAGAUUUUUUUGUGGUUUUUUUUGUGUUUUUAAAUCCAUCAAAAUGUUUUCCAAUUCAGCCGAAGUUUAUGUGAAUGUGUGUAUUGUCCUCAUGGAUGAUCUGCUCUGUGUUUUAUGUUUUAAAAUUUUGUGAUAUUGUCUUAUUAUUGUGGCCUCAGUGAGGUUUGAACUGACUUGCUGAAAAAGCACUGUGUCCUAAUCUAAAGGUCCACUCUUGCCUUUGAGGUCCAGCAGGCUUGUUGGGACUCGCCUGAGCCAGAGAGCUGCAUUCUGAGUCACAGCGGGAAGCUCUUCUGAUCCUCUUUCAUACACAUGACUCGGUGAAGCCCAACAAACCUUCUGUACUCUAACAGAAACAUGCCUGAUUUGUGCAUUCUGUUAAGUAAAGGAAAAAUCAAAUCUCCAUUGAACCUGAAGCUGUGUACAUCCACUCUCAGGAAUACACACCAAGGUCAGGAGCAGAGUCUUAGCAUCAUUUGUUCAAAUUUAACUAUCCUCGUAUCCAUAGUCUCCUAUCCUUUUUUUCUCUCCAAAUUCCAGAGAUUGAAAUACAAAUUAGAAAAAAUUAAUAUGAACAUGCAUUUGCAGUUGGAUUUCCCUCAUGCAUAAGGGAAACAUUGAAAUACGUGAAACAUUCAAAUUCGGUUAAAGAAAAAAAAAAAGAAAGAAAAAAAAAAAGAUGUUUCUUUCCAAGUCCCGCCCACAGCAUUUGAUUGACAGUGCUACCUUGUUGACAGGAAACGCAAAUGAGAUUGUGUAAAGAUGAGAGACUGCAAUAUUCAAAGAAACGAUUGCAAUUACAUUUUCAGUACUGCAAAAUCACACCUGUUAAGACGUUGAGAAUAAAAUGUGUGAAAUGCAAAUAUUUUGUACCUGAACUUGAAUUAUAUCUCAAAUUGUGCACUAAAGGAAAUCCAGAUGCAAAUACAUGUUUAAAUGAGCUUUUUAUUAGAAGAGCUGGAGUUUGAAUAAAGUCCAGAAAAUGUUGCCAUAUUCAAUAUCUGUGUAUGUAAAACAGCUUAAAAAGGUUUAUUUUAAUUGAAUGAAUGAAUAAAUAAUAAGAGUGAA